Exophiala bonariae is the source of this 585-nucleotide messenger RNA. RefSeq lists its product as uncharacterized. Lineage: Eukaryota; Fungi; Ascomycota; Eurotiomycetes; Chaetothyriales; Herpotrichiellaceae. The record is from RefSeq and is a predicted model, not a curated record. Gene Ontology annotation, cellular component: membrane. The transcript is spliced from 3 exons. Gene Ontology annotation, molecular function: electron transfer activity; oxidoreductase activity, acting on the CH-CH group of donors. The coding region runs from base 1 to 585 and encodes 194 amino acids. Gene Ontology annotation, biological process: mitochondrial electron transport, succinate to ubiquinone; tricarboxylic acid cycle.
AUGUCGGCGACGGUGUUUUCGCGCAGGGCGCUUCAGACUACCACCCGGCGAUUGGCCGCGGUCAACCCCUCCGUAUUCACCAAGACAUCCAUCUCCCGCCUACCAGCUCCCCUGGCCAUUGCGACAGGUCAAAACUUUCAGAUUAGACCAGCAGCCACAUCAACGGUAUCACAAGCCCAAGGUGCCGACAUCCUCGCCGCUCAGCGUCGACACCGUCCCGUCAGCCCACAUCUCAGCAUCUACCGCCCACAAGUGACAUGGUACCUUUCGGCACUUAACAGAAUCACGGGUUGCAUUCUAUCCGGCUCGCUCUACGUUUUCGGUGCUGCAUACCUCGUUUCACCUCUUUUCGGCUGGCAUUUGGAGUCGGCAACACUCGCCGCGAGCUUUGCUUCCCUUCCGAUCAUCGCCAAAGUCGGAUUGAAGGCGUUCUUCGCUUUCCCAUUCACCUUCCACAGCUUCAAUGGAUUGAGACAUUUGGCUUGGGAUACGGGCAGGACCAUCACCAACCAGCAGGUGAUCCGGACCGGGUGGUCGGUUGUUGGGUUGAGUGUUGUCACCGCAUUGGGCCUGACCUUCUUGUGA